AUGGCCUCCAAGCUCAAGAUUGCAGCCAUCCAGGCCGAGCCCGUCUGGCAAGACCUCGAGGGCGGCGUCAACAAGUCCAUCACCCUCAUCGAGGAGGCUGCUAGCAACGGCGCCAACGUCGUUGGCUUCCCCGAGGUCUUUAUCCCCGGAUACCCAUGGAGCAUCUGGGCCCAGUCUCCCACUGACAAUGCCGGUUUCAUGGACGAGUACUUCCGCAACUCCCUCGUCAAGGACUCUGACGAGAUGAAGCGCAUCUGCGCCGCCGUCAAGGAGGCCGCCGUGUUUGUCGUCCUGGGCUACAGCGAGCGGUACAAGAACACAUUGUACAUUGCCCAGUCCUUCAUCGACGAGAACGGCGUCAUCGUGCACCACCGCCGCAAGAUCAAGCCGACGCACGUGGAGCGCGCCUACUGGGGCGACGGACAAGGCGAGUCCCUCCAGACGGUAGCGCCCAGCACGCUGUUCCCGUCCGUCAAAAUUGGCGGUCUCAACUGCUGGGAGCACACGCAGACGCUGCUGCGGUACUACGAGUACGAGCAGGACGUGGACCUGCACGUCGCGAGCUGGCCGGUCCUCUGGCCGCACCCGACGGACAAGGACGGGGUGAAGCAGGCGGACUGGCCGGGCCACAUCACGGACGAGAUGAGCAUGCGCUUCUCGCAGGUGGUGGCGCUCGAGGGUGCGUGCUUCGUCAUGGUCUGCACGCAGGUCGUCAGCGAGGCGUCCAAGAAGCGGUGCCGGAUCGACGAGUUCGGGUACGCGACCAACGCCGUCGGCGCGGGCGGCGGGUUCAGCAUGAUUUACUCCCCCUGGGGCGAGGAGCUCGUCAAGAGGCCGCCGCCUGGUGAGGAGUGCAUCUUGUACGCUGAUGUCGACCUCGCGGACAAGGCCAAGGCGAAGCAGAACCUCGAUAUCGUUGGGCACUACUGCCGUCCUGACCAACUGAGCCUGCGCGUCAACAAGUACCCGGCGCGUCCGGUCUUCUAUGCGGCCGAUCCUUGA
This is a messenger RNA of Colletotrichum orchidophilum, 1002 nucleotides long. RefSeq names its product aliphatic nitrilase. The transcript has 3 exons. The record is from RefSeq and is a predicted model, not a curated record. Lineage: Eukaryota; Fungi; Ascomycota; Sordariomycetes; Glomerellales; Glomerellaceae. Gene Ontology annotation, molecular function: catalytic activity. Bases 1 to 1002 code for a protein of 333 amino acids.